AUGUUGCGGAAUUCAAGCGGCUGGAUUUUGAAGGUGGUUCUGGGGAAAGCAUUAUCCCUGGACGCAUACCCGGACACCGUGACUGGCUCCAGUGUGGACAGCUUUGCCGGUAGCGAAGAUUUUGACGAAUCUUUCAGCGCCACGGUUAUCCCGCCAAGUUAUCCCGAUGAUGACGACCCUUCCGCUGCCACAACAAACACUUCAGUUGGUGGACGAAUCAUCAAUGGAAAAGCUGCGCCGGUCAACGAGUUCCGCUUUAUUGUUAGCAUCCGUCGUGACGACAGCCAUAUCUGUGGUGGAUCGCUCAUGCCGGAUCUGAAAUCCGUCAUCACCGCCGCUCAUUGUGUGCAUGAGGAGAAAUCGGGCAGGCGCAUUCCAGUACGGGAGCUUAGUAUCGCGGUGGGCAUCCGGCGCCUCAUCAGCGUCCCAUUUUCCAACAUAAUCACGGUGCGCGAAGCCGUUGUUCAUCCCGACUACCAUCAUAAAAAGAUCCUCAACGACAUCGCCAUUCUGCGCUUGGCUGGAAGUGCCGCUGGGAAACGGAACGUGUCCAGCGUGAAGCUGCCGCCGGCACAUGCGGAGCCGGCUCCGGGUACCUCACUGCACACCGCCGGUUGGGGCCGGACGCAGGAAGGACAGGCUGGUGCGGCGUCGGUGCAGCUGCUAAAGACCACGCUGAAGGUCGUGGAUCGCGAGCGGUGUCGUCGUUCCCUGGGUGGAAGAGGACGGAGUCAUAUUCCGCCCAGCCAGAUCUGCACCGAGAACCAAGCGUCCGGCACGUGCAAUGGUGACAGCGGCGGUCCACUUGUUAAUCGGCGAAGUGGUGUGGAUUUUUUGGUCGGUUUGACGAGCUACGGCCUCAGAGGAUGCACCCUCAACACGUUGGACGUCUUCACCAAAGUCAGCCAUUUUACAGACUGGAUCCAGCGUGUCGCCAGCGGGGAAAACCCUGCCGGUACCCAACCUACACCCGCACCGGGGCGUCGAACCACUCCGGAUUACCCUCCAUGGGAUGCCGAUGAAGAUAACAAUCCUACUCCAGAAUCGUUGCUGCAGACGACGCGAGAAUACCCUCCCUGGGACAGUUCUGAAGAUAAUGAACCCACUGAAGCACCCUGGCGGGCAACCACGCGAGAAUAUCCUCCAUGGGAGGAUUCUGACGAUACUCCCACUCCAGCGUCCUGGCGACGGACAACCCGAGAAUAUCCGCUGCGGGAAACUGAUGACGACGGCCGUAAUAAUGGCGUCCUCCAACCAGGCGGUUGUGUUGGAGGGAUGUGUGGUGGGACCAAUGAGCUGCUGCGGAACUGCCGUACGGUGGCAGGGAAGCUGUUGUGUCAGACAGAGUACGGUGAAAUGCCGUGCCAGGUCUCCGGCAAUACACUCCGCUGUAGUUCAAGCUCUGAGACGCGGUCGUCUGAUCGUUGGGAUAGUCCUGGCAACAGCUGGUUAAGACCUGUCAUGGGCAGCUGGGGACCUUCAGGCACUAGCAGCAGCAGUAGUAGUGGACGGCGAUGCUACUCCGACGGGCAUUCGACACAGUGUACUAGCUGGUCAUCUUCCGGGUAACACCGCUUUAGAGGAAUCGUUGCUGCAGACGACGCGAGAAUACCCUCCCUGGGACAGUUCUGAAGAUAAUGAACCCACUGAAGCACCCUGGCGGGCAACCACGCGAGAAUAUCCUCCAUGGGAGGAUUCUGACGAUACUCCCACUCCAGCGUCCUGGCGACGGACAACCCGAGAAUAUCCGCUGCGGGAAACUGAUGACGACGGCCGUAAUAAUGGCGUCCUCCAACCAGGCGGUUGUGUUGGAGGGAUGUGUGGUGGGACCAAUGAGCUGCUGCGGAACUGCCGUACGGUGGCAGGGAAGCUGUUGUGUCAGACAGAGUACGGUGAAAUGCCGUGCCAGGUCUCCGGCAAUACACUCCGCUGUAGUUCAAGCUCUGAGACGCGGUCGUCUGAUCGUUGGGAUAGUCCUGGCAACAGCUGGUUAAGACCUGUCAUGGGCAGCUGGGGACCUUCAGGCACUAGCAGCAGCAGUAGUAGUGGACGGCGAUGCUACUCCGACGGGCAUUCGACACAGUGUACUAGCUGGUCAUCUUCCGGGUAACACCGCUUUAGAGGAUUGUUUGUAUUCCACUCACGUUAAUGCUGUUACGGUGAUUUAAGCUUUAAGCCGUUGAGUCGCUGACGAUACCACCCAACACUUACAAAGGUUACCUGGCAACUGUUACGACAGGAGGAAAUCAAUAAAUGUUAGAGAAUGCAGUGA
Molecule: messenger RNA, 2272 nt
Organism: Paramacrobiotus metropolitanus
Lineage: Eukaryota; Metazoa; Tardigrada; Eutardigrada; Parachela; Macrobiotidae
Product: polyserase-2-like
Exons: 5
Coding region: 1-1569 (522 amino acids)
Biological process (GO): proteolysis
Molecular function (GO): serine-type endopeptidase activity
Source: RefSeq, a predicted model, not a curated record